AUGACGGAUACUUCAUUUCUGAAACCCUAUCGUCACAUCAAAUUAGACUGCGACGAUGAGAAAUGGCUCCAACUGAGGGAGAAUGAUGAAGGAAUGAAAGUUGUUGAACGAGACAAUGAAUGGGUACUGCUGGAGGAUUUACUACAAGAGCUGGGAGCUACCAUCGUCGAAGAGGAAACCUUACCCAGUCCAAUAGCCCAAGUCCCACACGAAGGCUACACCAAAAAGGAUCAAUACAGCCGAGUGUCUAUUCAAUGGCUGGAAUGGCUGGCUCAUUCCAAAGGCAUUCGCAUACAACACGCGUUGAACGAUGGUGAAUUUCGCAUCCCGGGUCACAAAUACUCAGCGGAUGGGUAUUGUAGGGAGACAAAUACUAUAUAUCAGUUCGACGGUUGUAUGUUUCACGGAUGUCGCGCGUGUUACCCUCACAACCGUGACACAACCGUUCUGCCACGAACGCAACAGUCCCUUUCAGAACUGUAUGCACUCACCAUGAAAAGGAAUGAAUUUUGGAAAUCUCAAGGGUACAAUUUGGUCACGCUGUGGGAGCACGAAUUUACCGAAAAGGUAAGAAGCAUGCCUGAGCUCAAAAACUUUGUCGAGAAACUGGAUCUGCAGGAACGCUUGGAUGUCAGAGACAGCUUUUUUGGAGGUCGCACCAAUGCCAUCAAACUCUACUACGAGGCCAGUGAGGAUGAAGAAAUUCUGUAUCAAGAUUUUACUUCAUUAUACCCGAGUGUCAACAAGUAUGGAAGAUAUCCAGUUGGUCACCCUACCAUCAUCACGCGGAACUUUAAGGCUUUGGACCAAUACUUUGGCAUUGCCAAAGUGAAAAUCCAACCUCCCAGAGGCCUUUAUCAUCCCGUCUUGCCUUACCGUUCCAAUGGGAAACUCAAGUUCCCGCUCUGCCGUACUUGCGCGGAUAUGGAACAACGAGAGCAUUGCGAGCAUACGGAAGUGGAACGGUGUUUCAUAGGUACAUUCUGCACUCCAGAACUUCUCAAAGCCUUGGAGAAAGGCUACGAAAUAGUAAAAAUUUAUGAAGUGUACCAUUGGUCCGAAAGCACUCAAUACGAUCCAGACACCAGAACGGGGGGUCUGUUCGCGGAUUAUAUCAAUACCUUCCUAAAGAUCAAACAGGAAUCUUCCGGAUGGCCCGCUCAGUGUAAAGAUGAGUCUGACAAGCAAAAGUACAUCGCAGACUAUUUCCGACAUGAAGGAAUACACCUAGAAUAUGAAAAAAUUCAAAAGAAUCCAGGACUAAGAGCCUUGUCCAAACUGUCUUUAAAUAGUUUCUGGGGUAAGUUUGCGCAGCGUUCCAAUAUGAAACAGACCAAAUUCAUCAAUCACAAUGACCUCGAGACAUUUUACAGUUUUCUCACAGAUCCAUAA
Haliotis rubra (blacklip abalone) is the source of this 1392-nucleotide messenger RNA. RefSeq lists its product as uncharacterized. NCBI's taxonomy places the organism in Eukaryota, Metazoa, Mollusca, Gastropoda, Lepetellida, Haliotidae. The record is from RefSeq and is a predicted model, not a curated record. Gene Ontology annotation, biological process: DNA replication. Gene Ontology annotation, molecular function: DNA-directed DNA polymerase activity; DNA binding; nucleotide binding. The transcript has a single exon. Bases 1 to 1392 code for a protein of 463 amino acids.